GGAUGAGGUGUAAUUUUCCAAAGAAAAGAGUGCACAAUUAUUUGAUUUUCCCCUGUUUGACACGUGUACAUAGAGAGGUUAUAAAACUAGGAGGAUUUCCUUCGUCCCCUUUAAUUCCUUUGUGGAGUGAUUCAAUCAAGGUGGUGCCCCCUCCAUUUUCCUCCUCUCUCUCUCUCUCUCUCUCUCUCUAUACUGCUUCUCUCUCUGUUCUCUCUGUGGGCUUGGGUAUUGCAUUUGUUGUGAUCAGAUGGGAAGGCAACCUUGCUGUGACAAAGUGGGUUUAAAGAAGGGGCCAUGGACUGCUGAGGAAGACAACAAGCUCAUCAACUUUAUCCUCACCAAUGGCCAAUGCUGUUGGAGAGCAGUUCCUAAACUUGCAGGUUUGUUAAGAUGUGGAAAAAGUUGCAGGCUUAGAUGGACUAAUUAUCUUAGACCUGAUUUGAAGAGGGGUUUGUUAUCAGAAUCUGAGGAGAAAAUGGUUAUUGAUCUCCAUGCUUCUCUUGGAAAUAGAUGGUCCAAGAUAGCUUCUCAUCUCCCUGGCAGAACUGAUAAUGAGAUAAAGAAUCACUGGAACACCCACAUCAAGAAGAAGCUAAAGAAGAUGGGUAUUGAUCCUGUCACUCACCAGCCAAUCCUCACUUCAACUGAUCAAGAAGUACUACCCACAUCACCACCACCACCACCACCACCACCACCACCACUAGAACUGCAACAAGAGUUAUUUGCUGUUUCUGCCAUUUCUGAAGCAGAACAGAACAGGGGAAAUGAGACAUCUUUAGAGUCGGCCAUUAAUGAGAUAAAAGAACAAGAAAACAACAUUAUGAGCAUUACAAGCCCAUUCAAUUGUACAGAUUACAGUGAUAGUUUCUGUACAGAUGAAGUUCCUCUGAUUGAACCCCAUGAGAUUCUAGUCCCUUGUGUGCCUUCUUCAUCAACUUCUUCAACUUCAUCUUCUUCUACUUCUUCAUCUGGGAUGCUGGAAGACAUGCAGUUCUCAAGUUUGUUGUGGCCUGAAUACACCAACAUGUCAAUCUGGGAUGAUUUUAACUAUUGUGAUUUUCUUUGUAGUGAAGAUGAUGACAGGAAACUAGCCAAUGAUCCUCCUCUCAAUCAGUUCCAAAGAGUAGUUUUUGAUCAAGAACCUUGGAAAUUAGACCUCUUGUGAUUAUAUUUUAGGAGUUCUGUCCACUCUGUAGUUGUCGAGAAUACUUGUGGACAAGAGAGAACCCAUCUAAUAUUUUCUUUUCCCUUACUAUAGAAAAUAAAAAUUUUCUGUCCAUUAGAAAAAAAAAAAAAAGAAGUUUGUUUUGGGUUCUGUACAAAAGGAAAAAAUAUUGGAUGUGAGGGAAGUAUCCCAAUCAAAGAUGUACUUAGUUUCUGAAUCUCAAUUUUAUUGUCAAAUGCCUCAGUAAACAUUUCCAAUAGCAGAAAAAGAAUCCUAUAGUUUAUGAAA
Macadamia integrifolia is the source of this 1453-nucleotide messenger RNA. Its product is annotated as transcription factor MYB20-like. NCBI's taxonomy places the organism in Eukaryota, Viridiplantae, Streptophyta, Magnoliopsida, Proteales, Proteaceae. The transcript has 3 exons. The coding region runs from base 248 to 1165 and encodes 305 amino acids. The record is from RefSeq and is a predicted model, not a curated record.